GCGAGCGAGCGGCCGGCUGAGUGGGCCCGGGGAACUCUCCGGGGUGGGGCCGCUCUGAGGGGAAAGGCGGCGGGGAAAGGCCCGGGCUCGAGAGAGAGAGAGGAAUUGAGAGGAAGAGGGCGAAGGUGCCUCUCCUCAGGCGCUGAGGGAAGAAGGAAGGGAUAAAGGAGCCAGCGAGAGAGCGAGGGCGUCUUGAGGGGAAGAAGGGAGUGAAGAAGCCAAGGCGGGAGAAGAAGCAGCAGCAGCAGCAGCCCCGGAGCGAAGGGGGCUGCCCAGGAAUGCAGGCGGGCGAGGAGCCCUGAGGGAAGGAAGGAAGCUAAGGAAGGCGGAGGGCUGAGGCGGGCGACCUCCGCCCCAAGUCCUCCUCGCUCUCGGCCCCGGAGGCCUCGGACGGUGUCCUCACUUCCCUCAGGAGUGGCCUCCCUCUCAGAAGGGCUAGGCCCCGGCUUCCUCUUCGGUUCGUUCGCUGAGGGCAGAAGGACUGAGCAAUGAAUAAAUUACGGCAGAGUUUUAGGAGAAAGAAAGAUGUCUAUGUCCCUGAAGCCAGUAGGCCACACCAGUGGCAGACAGAUGAAGAGGGUGUUCGGACUGGGAAAUGCAGCUUCCAAGUUAAGUAUCUUGGACAUGUGGAGGUAGAUGAAUCAAGAGGAAUGCAUAUAUGUGAAGAUGCUGUCAAGAGACUGAAAGCUGAAAGGAAGUUCUUCAAAGGCUUCUUUGGAAAAAGUGGAAAGAAGGCAGUUAAAGCAGUCCUGUGGGUUUCAGCGGAUGGACUCAGAGUUGUUGAUGAGAAAACAAAGGACCUUAUAGUUGAUCAGACAAUAGAGAAGGUUUCUUUCUGUGCUCCAGAUAGGAAUUUUGACAGAGCAUUUUCUUAUAUUUGUCGAGAUGGCACUACACGGCGCUGGAUAUGUCAUUGCUUUAUGGCUGUAAAGGACACGGGAGAGAGGUUGAGUCAUGCAGUUGGCUGUGCAUUUGCAGCCUGCUUGGAGCGAAAGCAAAAAAGAGAGAAGGAGUGUGGGGUGACUGCCACCUUUGAUGCAAGUAGAACCACAUUCACAAGAGAAGGAUCUUUCAGGGUUACUACAGCAACCGAACAAGCAGAAAGAGAGGAUGUCAUGAGACAGAUACAGGAUACUAAAGUUGAAGCAGAUGUGAAAACAACUGUAUCAACUGUUGUACUUGGCAACACAGCACCCUCCCCAAGUUCCCCCACUUCUCCAACGGCUGAUGCUGCAUCCUCUGCUGACAAAGAGUCAAAUAACCCUCAUGCCAUCCCACGAAGACAUGCUCCAAUAGAGCAACUUGCAAGGCAAGGCUCUUUUAGAGGUUUUCCUGCUCUCAGCCAAAAGAUGUCUCCAUUUAAACGCCAGCUGUCCCUGAGAAUUAAUGAGUUGCCUUCAACAGUUCAAAGGAAGACUGACUUCCCCAUGAAAAAUUCAGUUCCUGAAGUCGAAGGAGAAGUGGAUAGCAUUAGUUCCCUCUGCUCCCAGAUCACAAAUGCAUUUAGCACACCGUCAGAGGAUCCUUUCUCCUCAGCACCUAUGACAAAACCUGUCACUGUGGUUGCACCACAGUCUCCUGCUUUCCAAGUCAAUGGCACUGCCUCUGCGUUCAGUGUGCUUGCUGCUAAACCAACUCAAACUACUGUAGCACCCCCAGCAAUACCAGUUCGGGAAACCAAUCCUUGGGCUAAUGCCCCUGCUGCUCCAGCGGUGGCUAAAACUGGAGCUGCAGGUCCUGUUUCUGGUGCUGAGUGGAGUAGUGACUCAGGAGCCACCUCACCAAUUGUAUUCCAGGCGAACCACAGGCGCACUCCUUCAGAGGCAGACCGUUGGCUGGAGGAAGUAUCCAAAACUGUCCGGUCGCAGCAGCCACAACCGCCGCCUCCAGCUCCUCAGCCCCUUCUGCAGCCUCCAGCUGCAGUUUCUCAGGCAGCGCCGACAUUUCCAGUCAACACUUUUAUUGCCCCUCCACCAGUCCCUGUUGGUGUGGUGCAGCCGAUGCAGCCUGCAUUUAUUCCUCCUCCACCCUACGCUGUUGCAAACGGGAUGCCCUAUUCUGCUCCCAGUGUACCGGUGGUUGGCAUCACUCCUUCCCAAAUGGUAGCCAAUGUCUUUGGCACUGCGAGCCACACACAAGUAUCCCAUUCUCAUCAGUCACCCAGUCUUAUAAAACAACAGACAUUUCCUCAGUAUGAAACUAACAGUGCUACUGCCAGCCCUUUCUUUAAGCCUCCUGGCCAGCAGCUCAAUGGCUCAGCCGCAUUCAAUGGUGUGGACGCUGCCAAAUGGCCGACAGAGGAUAAGCAUGUGCUGCCACCGGCAGCUGCCCAUCAGGUUGACCCUUUUGAAGCACAGUGGGCAGCACUGGAGAGCAAAUCGAAGCAGCGUACCAACCCAUCUCCAACUAAUCCUUUCUCAAGUGAAUUACAGAAGACUUUUGAGAUUGAACUUUAAGCAGUCCUGUGGCUUGUACUUCAUGUGUGUGUGUGUGUUGGGAUUGGAUGUAAGGGGAUAUGAGGGCAGAGGGGACUUCUGAGUGGCAUUGUCCAAAUGCUGAUGUCCCAGAGGAAACAGAGCAGGAUUAUGGAGAGGGAACAAUCAUGGAAAGAGGUUCCCAUCCCCAGAGCAAUUGUAAAUUAAUCUAGGAAAUGUAUCCCUUACCACUUGCUUCCUGCUUGGGAACUUAAAUGGCAAAGGAACUGUUGAAAGGGCUGAAAAUGGGAAGUGAGCCCUGAAGCCCUUUUCCCACAAGAAGCUCAAAAGACCUCAUAAGACAAAGAGCAAGCUACUUACCACUGUCUUAAAGUGACCGGUUCCCCUGAGGGAAAACGAGGAAUAAUGGGGAUGGAGGUACAGUGGUGAAUGGGCUGAUGGGGAAAACAUGAAAGCUGCUCAGCACGUGCUGUCAAUGAAAAAGGACGAGCUUCCAUUUUGAGUGACACGUUGAUUAUUAUAUAUAAAAUAAAGCCAAAAUCUUUAUUUUUAUGCAUUUUAGAUUAUUUUAAAUAGGUCUAGAUAUUAAAAGCUGAACGAGUUGUAAGUAAUCUUGCCAAAGUUAUAACGGGGUGGAUGUAAAAUUGUACAUAAGAUUGAUUUAUCACUGAAUAAUAUGGGAAUAGGGUGGGGAGCAGAGUUUCAAGCUUGUUCUUGUAUGUUCAUUGUAAGUAGCAUAUUGCAACAACAAUCAUGAGUCAUGACCAAUUAGAAAUCAUUGUAGAGUAGUUUAUGAGCAGUAUUGUCUUGGUUUGAAAACAAUUGGUAAAUUCUUUUCUUUUUAAGAAAUCAUAGUAGACGAUAUUACAGAACAUAUAGGUUCUUUCAUGUACUGCUGCAGUUUUCUUGUCUUAAAUCUGUUUUAAUACUACUGUGACAACUAUAAUCAAAUCUACAAUCAGGUCUACUUAGGAACCCAUUUUAUGUGCAUUUAUUAGGUUUUAUUUUAUUAUUUUUUUAAAAAAGCUUUUCCCCAUCAUUCUGUGUGAAAGUGUGUGGCUAGACUGCAGCUGUUUCAUGUUCUUCCUCUGGUAAAUCAUGAAAUCCAUCUCAUUUUAAAUUUUACUCUUAAAACUUGGCCUUACAAGCAAAUGUAAGUUAUAUAUUUGUACUGAUGAUUUAUAAUCUGCUUUAACAGAAAUAAAUGUUGGUAGUAGACGAUGUGGCUUUCUCAGGAAGCUUCCUUGUCCCUUUCCUGGUCUUCAGUCUUCUCUCAGCACAAGAUCAUUUGCCAUAUGCCUGGACUUCCAAACUCAGGGCAGGAGGCUAGUAUCUAUCUGGACUUUUCUGAGAAACGAAUUACCAAAAGCAAGAAACUUGGAGGCUUUUGGAAAGCUUGCCCAUGUGCUGCGAGUGCCACCUGUUGCUUCCUACGUGCUCUUUGCGUGGCUCUUCAUCCGUCAUACUCUGAUCUUGCACUUGGCAUUGGCUAUUACACUACUCAGAAAUGGCUCUGGAAAUCAGGUUGUGCUUGUUUUAAGCAGCAAUAGGAAUAUAUGAUCCUUCAGAUGUUGAACUUCAGGUUACAUUAGCUGUGGUGCCUAGCACGGGCAAAAGCUGGAAUCUUACAUUUGGAAGGCCACACAUUUCACUUGUAUGACUGUGUCCUAAUUUGCAGUAUGCUAUAGUGCUGUGCACAAAUAACCUCUUUCCUUGAGUCUGCACAUACCUUCUAAAAAUAUAAAUUUACAAUGGGCUAAUUUGACUGCUAAUGUGAAAAGCCAGUCCUAGAAUGGCUCCCUGUCCCCAUAUAGCACUUUGGAGUAACAUAUAUAUGGGUACCAUCUAGUACAUCAUGGCUGGGGCUCAUGGUGGGUACCACCUCCUGGAAAAAAAAAAGCAUGUUCCUUUUGUCAAACCUGUACACUUCCUAUUACUGUAAAGCAAGACUGGGGAUUUUGGGCUCCAGCUGCCAUCAGUCUGGUAGGAGCUGUAGUCCAUCAACAUUUAAACAGCUGCAGGCUCCCCACCCACGACUGCAAAUGAGAUUUCAGGGUAACAUUUGAUCCCAGAACCUCCACUAACAUAUCUGCUUUUGAUAGGGCAAACUUUCUGCCUUUCCUCAUCCAUGGAAAACAAAUCCUGAAUAUGAGAAGAUAUAACGUAUCAUGUUUUGUUCUGUUGAUUGUUCUUUCCUGUUGUUCUUUGCUAUGGUUGAAAUACGCUGACAUUAAAUCUAUUUUUUUGUUGAAAA
Molecule: messenger RNA, 4689 nt
Organism: Anolis sagrei ordinatus
Lineage: Eukaryota; Metazoa; Chordata; Lepidosauria; Squamata; Anolidae
Gene: NUMB
Product: NUMB endocytic adaptor protein
Biological process (GO): positive regulation of neurogenesis
Cellular component (GO): basolateral plasma membrane; cytoplasm; cytoplasmic vesicle
Source: RefSeq, a predicted model, not a curated record